CGACAUAGGUGGUUUGUUAUUUGUAUAUAAAAGCGAAAAUUGUUUCUAGUUAGCCCGUAGUAACUUUAUUGAUAUAGAAUAAUGAAAGCGUUUAUUAUUUUUUCAACAUUAUUUGCUCUGAACAAUGCUUGGAAACCUGCCACUAUCAAAGAUGUAGAUACCUUUUACGAUAAAUGCGUAAAGGAGGAAAAUGUUCCGGAACCCACGGAAUCUACUAAACUUGAAAGGGUUCAUAUGUGCCUCGUUCGAUGCGUUGCUGUAGAAAUGGGCGUUUAUUCUAAAGGGAAGGGAUUUGCUGAAGAUCGGCUGGUGGAUCAACUUUAUGAAAGUGGAGACAAGGGUAAAGUAAGACAAACUGUUAAACAGUGUUUGAAGAAAACUCGGAACGAAGAUGAUUGUGUCAACGCUUAUGCGGGGUUGACGUGUGCUGAUAAAGAAAGAUUAUAUACCAUAACUUUCUGAAAAAUUUGAACGUUUUGCGAGAAUAAUUUCUAUUUAAAAGUACCAUAGAUU
Messenger RNA from Hermetia illucens (black soldier fly), 513 nucleotides. RefSeq lists its product as uncharacterized. The record is from RefSeq and is a predicted model, not a curated record. Bases 82 to 462 code for a protein of 126 amino acids. Gene Ontology annotation, molecular function: odorant binding. NCBI's taxonomy places the organism in Eukaryota, Metazoa, Arthropoda, Insecta, Diptera, Stratiomyidae. The transcript is spliced from 2 exons. Gene Ontology annotation, biological process: sensory perception of smell.